Messenger RNA from Thalassophryne amazonica, 5928 nucleotides. It is a transcript of the gene pde4ba, whose product is annotated as phosphodiesterase 4B, cAMP-specific a. NCBI's taxonomy places the organism in Eukaryota, Metazoa, Chordata, Actinopteri, Batrachoidiformes, Batrachoididae. Gene Ontology annotation, cellular component: nucleus; cytosol; perinuclear region of cytoplasm. The coding region runs from base 373 to 2595 and encodes 740 amino acids. The transcript is spliced from 14 exons. Gene Ontology annotation, biological process: signal transduction. The record is from RefSeq and is a predicted model, not a curated record. Gene Ontology annotation, molecular function: 3',5'-cyclic-AMP phosphodiesterase activity; transmembrane transporter binding.
GAGAGAGAGAGAGAGAGAGAGAGAGAGAGAGAGAGAGAGAGAGAGAGAGAGAGAGAGAGAGAGAGAGAGAGAGAGAGAACUGUGAACUUUAUAAGAGCUGGCAGCUUCUAUGAGCUGUCACCCUGCAGUGGGUGAAGCUCUUUAAGAGCCUCUGAUGUGCAGAAGACAAACAGAAAAGCACCAACAGAAAGCGAGACAAAGGGGGCAAAACCACAUCGGCUGGCUAAUCCUUAAACCCACAAAGAGCAGGAACCCGGGGGGAAUGAUGGGAAGCGCAGAGGCACCCGGCGUGAACCCGCUGCAUGUGACUGAUUGAUAGACACAUCGUAACGUCGGACCCGAUCAGCCCCGUGAAACACCAAGGUUGCAGGAAUGUCGUCCAACGAGCUGGGUGUUGUGGAGAUGGACUCCUGCAUCCGGACGUUUAAGGAGCACAUGCAUCUGGAGCUGGAGCCCCCCAAGAUUCCACGUGUGGUGGGUGGGAAGAGGGGUGCCACGUCGCCCAAACUUUCCCCACGAAGCUCCCCGCGACUCUUCCGCAAGCUGAUGGUCAACAAGAGCAUCCGCCAGCGGCGCCGCUUCACUGUGGCGCACACAUGUUUUGAUGUGGAAAAUGGCCCAUCUGCCAGUUGCAGCCCGCUGGACUCCCAGACGUCUCCUGGCUCUGGUCUGGUCCUCCACACCACUUUCCCUACUCAUAACCAGCGCAGAGAGUCCUUCCUCUACCGCUCAGACAGCGACUAUGACCUGUCCCCCAAGUCCAUGUCCCGGAACUCCUCCAUUGCAUCAGAACUACAUGGUGAUGAUUUGAUUGUCACACCUUUUGCUCAGGUUCUGGCAAGCCUCCGAAGUGUCAGGAACAACUUCACUGUUCUGACCAAUGUCCAGUGUGCCUCCAGCAAGAGGUCCCCAGCAGCCACGACUCAGCCUCCCAUCACCAGAGUUUGUCUACCAGAUGAGGCCUACCAGAAGUUGGCCACAGAGACGAUGGAGGAGUUGGACUGGUGUCUGGACCAGCUGGAGACAAUCCAGACCUACCGCUCUGUCAGUGACAUGGCCUCCAACAAGUUCAAGAGAAUGCUGAACCGGGAGUUGACGCACCUUUCCGAGAUGAGUCGGUCUGGGAAUCAGGUUUCAGAAUUCAUCUCCAACACUUUCCUAGACAAACAGAAUGAGGUGGAGAUCCCGUCGCCGACAUCCAAGACGCGGGAGAAGAAGAAGCAGCAGAAACAGCAGCUGAUGACACAGAUCAGCGGUGUCAAGAAGGUUUCCCACGGGCCUUCGCUCUCCAGCAGCAGCAUUUCUCGCUUCGGCGUCAAGACCGACAAGGAGGAGCUGCUGUCCAAAGAGCUGGAAGACCUCAACAAGUGGGGUCUGAACAUCUUCACCGUGUCAGAGUACUCAAACAACCGACCUCUCACCUGCAUCAUGUACGCCAUCUUCCAGGAGCGAGACCUGCUGAAAACAUUUAAGAUCCCGGUGGAUACAUUCGUGGCCUACAUGAUGACCUUGGAGGAUCACUACCAUUCAGACGUGGCCUACCAUAACAGCCUGCACGCAGCAGAUGUAGCCCAAUCCACGCACAUCCUCCUCUCCACACCGGCUCUUGAUGCUGUUUUCACAGAUCUGGAGAUCCUAGCAGCCAUCUUUGCUGCAGCUAUCCAUGAUGUUGACCAUCCUGGAGUCUCCAACCAGUUCUUGAUCAAUACCAACUCCGAGCUGGCGCUCAUGUAUAAUGAUGAGUCUGUGCUGGAGAACCAUCACUUGGCCGUGGGAUUCAAACUGCUGCAAGAAGAUAACUGUGAUAUCUUCCAGAAUCUCACCAAGAAGCAGCGCCAGUCACUACGCAAGAUGGUCAUCGACAUGGUUUUGGCCACUGAUAUGUCCAAACACAUGAGUCUACUGGCUGAUCUGAAGACCAUGGUGGAGACCAAGAAGGUGACGAGCUCCGGAGUGCUGCUGCUGGACAAUUACACUGACAGGAUACAGGUUCUGCGAAACAUGGUUCACUGUGCUGACCUGAGCAACCCCACCAAGUCCCUGGAGCUCUAUCGUCAGUGGACCGACCGGAUCAUGGAGGAGUUCUUCCACCAAGGGGAUAGAGAGCGGGAGAGGGGGAUGGAGAUCAGCCCCAUGUGUGACAAACACACAGCCUCUGUGGAGAAGAGCCAGGUGGGUUUCAUCGACUACAUUGUGCACCCUCUGUGGGAGACUUGGGCCGAUCUGGUCCACCCUGAUGCCCAGGACAUUCUGGACACACUGGAGGACAACAGGAACUGGUACCAAAGCAUGAUCCCUCAGAGCCCCUCCCCGCCUUUCUACGACCAGGUUACGCAUGGACACAAUGGAGGUAACGGAGGGCAGGGAGGUGGGGAUAAAUUUCAGUUUGAGCUGACCUUGGAGGAGGAGGAUUUGGACGGAUUUGAAAAGGACGGUGAAGGGGAGGAUUUGGAAGAGGAAGAGGACAGUUUGGGAGGUUCUCGUUCUCCUCCCUUGGACUAUUUGGAUGGUCAGCGACAGGAGGAGGAAUGCAUGGUGAUGCCCACGUCAGCAAUAGAGAUCGUGACGCACGAGGCGUCGCCCACGGACACAUAGGACUCCAGUCAUCAGGCUCACUUGGUGAUUUGAAGAUUUUUGGGGGUGAGAAAAGGAGAGAUCCUCUUGCAACAGAAGCAGGGGCUUAGGUUUAGCCCACGAGGGGCAUCUUGCACUUGGGUGUUUGAAGCCAGAUGUGGACGGACAGUUUGCGUGAGGUGGCUUCAGAGUUCUCAGGAAAUAAUUAGCGGGAAUAUUUCAGUCCUGAUGGACGGACAAGCAAGCGUGGAACUUGAAGGAUUUUGGCCAGUUUGGGAAAUUGUUAAUUUUCUGGACUGGCACUAAACAAACAUCGACACUACUGAGAGAGGUUUUGUACCUUAAGACUUUUUUUUUUUUUACAACUAUGAUAUAAUCUAGAAGUAGCAUAGAGUAAAGGUCUACUGAUAAUAUUUGUAUAGCGAGAAAAGGUGUUUACUUUUUCCUGUACAGUUUGUCAAAGGACUUUUGUGUGCCUUUUUUUACUAUCGUCUUUAUAAUAGUUUUUUAUUUAUUGAACACUCUAGUAUGUUUGUGAUUUUUUUCUUUAUUUGUUUGCUUGUUUUGAAAGAGCAAAAUCUUUUUUGUAUGUAAAGAAAAGUCUUCCAUGUAUUGGGCAAUACAGAAAUCCAACCAACUGUCUGCUGACACGCCCAUGUUGUACGCACAUUUUGUUGCAUUUGCAUUUCAAUCUGAGUACUGUUUUGUCUUCAUAUAUAGACUUUAAAUUGUAGCGCAUCCAUUUGUUACACCGUCACACCAUUGAUGUCUGGAAUCCAUAUUCUGUUUUUUUUUUCUUUCUCUUUCUGAUCAGUUUAUUUCAUAAAAAAAUUCAAAUAUUUGGAAAAAAAUUGCACACUGCAAAAGUAGUGAAAUAAUUGAUUAUUCAAAUUUCCGCAUGUUACUGUGUGCACUGGACCUUAACCUCGUUUAAAUUGUCAGAACCGAUUAGAUAAAGUCAAACAAAUCAGGAAAAACAAAACACCUCAUGACACCGAGCUGCUCAAAAUAGAAUGACAUCCGUCAACAACAAAAUGCACAGCAGCCACGUCACUAUUCUUAUCCUGCAGGUACACUGCAGACUUCAGAAUCCUGUCAGCGGGAUCAGGUCUUAACCCUGACCCGGCCUGCUGCACCCCUCCUGCCCGUCUGCAAUCAGGCGAGGACCAGAUGAUUAAAAUGUCUGAAAGGCACCGUGUCCCCUCAUCAGCACAACUAUUCAUACGGUUUACAAAACCCGCUGGGCCUCACAGACACGACCCCAAAACAAUCAGGCCGCCGAUUUAUUUAAAGACCUCAGUGACGUCACUGCAUCCCCCUCCCCUCGUCGUAUGGACUGUAUCAGGUUUCCAGGACAGUUUUUCUGCUCAGAUGUGGCACAGAUGGAACUGCUGGAUUCAGCAUGUCACUGCAUAAAGAUAAGUUGGCGUUCCAAUUCAUCUUUUGCAGAUCGCUUGGCUGCAUCUCUGUUUACCGCAACACUCAAAGGUACUUUGUCUAAUUUCAUCCCGGCGUGCUUAAGUGGUCAUCGUUGCGUGCGGUUAUGUGUGCAAGGUUGUGUAUGAGUGUGCGUGCGUUUGAAAGCUUUGUCAUCAGGCCUUAUUCUUCCACCUACAUCACACCUUUGUCUCUGCUGUUUCACCAGGAGCUCAAGUUGGUCCUUUUUGCUGUUUAUAACAGUAUUUAUUUGAUACUUUAAGCUUGUACAUAAAUACUGCGUCAGUGUAAAAUCUGUUUAAUUUAUAUUUGCAUUACCUACAAGUGGUGGUGUCUAAUAUGUAGGAGACUGUGGAUUUGAGUCUUUUAUAUAUAUAUAUAUAUACGUAUAUAUAUAUGUAUCAUAGAUUGUUUUUAUAUAUCUAAAUAGAUAAAAGUAUAUAUUCGCACAAUAUUUUGAGUGCCCAGCAGAACAGCAGCUAAAGAGACAUUGAUGCUGUCACAUGAAAACCUUAUAACUGCAAUUUUUUAACUUGGAUUUUUGUUUUUUGUUGGUGUUGUUUUGUUUUUUCCAUGGCAUACAGUGUUGUGCAAAAUUUUCAGGCAUGCCAGAAAGUCGGUGGAAAUGCAACAUUUAUUUUCAGAUUUUAAACAAAAAAUUAAAUUAGAUAUGUCCAAGAUAAUUCCAACAAAAAUCCAAUUAUUAUUAUUAUUUGAAAACAUCACACUCAUUUUGCUUAAUAUUUAUUAAUAAAUAGUACUUUAUUUUCAAAACUUUAUUGCACAUUAAAUGUGCCUAAAGCUUUGCACAGUACUGUAUGUUGAAUUUAACAUAAAUAUGAUUGUGCUGCAAUUUUAUACAUAAACGUGCAACUCUCAAAGCACUGACAUUUAAACCAAAAAUGCCUAUUUAUGACAUAAUUACAAAUAUCAAUGACCUCCUUGUCUUUGCAGGAAAUAAAAAUUUGGUUUUGUAAUCUAAAAAAUGAAAUGUUACGUCAACUGGUCCCACAGAAAGUGUUUGUUUAAAUAGGAAACUUAAUAUGCAAUUAAUUACAAUUUGUGUAACAAUUUGCUUUUCUGACGUAAACAAUAAAGAUUUUUUGGCACCAGUUGACAUAACUUGACUAUGUAAAUGUGAUUAUGAUUAUGCUAUGUGUUCUUUUCUAAUCUGUUCAACAACCAUAAUGUUACAGAAUAUGAGAAAAGUAAUUGUGUUUCUUAAUUCUGUUAUUUAAGAAAAAUAAACAAAUCCAAAGCAGUUUUUGAAGGUUUUCAUCUGACAGCAGCAAUCGGGUAACCCAGAUGUGACAUAGAGGACAUGUUAAACUGCUUCAGAUUGGCUAUAGGCUACACAUUAGCUUGCUAACGAACACACGCGCUAACAAAACGCACCAACGGCUUAUUUUCUCUCGGCAACUUGUCACAAACAAAGCUUCACCAUCAGGCAUUUGACUGACAAACACAAAGAGAUUGUUUCCUUUUACACUUAAAACACUUCAUGUAACAGUAGCUAACACGGGGCGCUGUUGAUAGCAUGCUACAACACGCUCGUCACUAACGUGACUUCUGAAUUAAUACGAAAAGGUAUGUAACUGAUUGUGCUAAUGUGUUAAUUCUUUCUGACCAAACUUUGUUAGCAGUUUUGAAAAUCUAAUUUGUCAAUAUUAGCACUGUUUAUCUAUGUUCAAGCUUCUUUUUUUCCAGUCCUAGUUGUGUCCAAUUCGGUUAGCCAGGUUUAGCACUGUCUGCAUGAGAGAUGGGUCUUUUUUUCCCUCCAGUAUGUUAAAGUCCACCCGUUGUGGCUGGCAGGUUAUAAAUGUUUCACACAAUGUGGGUAUUAUAUUGUAUAUUGUGUUCAAAAAUAAAUCUGAAAUACUUUUUCUAUGAAGUGAUUAAAAGAAAAGCAUGAACAUA